AGAGAGAGAGAGAGAGAGAGAGAGAGAGACAAAGAAAGUCUAGUUGGCCAAGAACGUGAAUUUAUUGUUUGCGCUGUAAGAGUGUGAGUGAGAGGAUGCGUGUCCCGCUGUCUGCUGCUGUGACUCUAGGGCUGCUGUUCUUCCUGUCUGUGGGACUGAACGAGCAGGUGGCCGAGGGCUGCAGAUGUAUUCAAAGAAGUCCACAACAGAAAUACUGCAAUUCUGACACAGUGAUUCGAGCUAACAUCACUGGACAGGUGAAAAGCACUAAUAGUGGAACUACAUAUGGUAUCAAACUCAUUAAGACGUUUAAGCAAACCGACAACAAGCCAGUUCAGUUCAUCCACUCACCUCAAACUUCAUGUGGCAUCACUCUGAAAAACGGGGAGUAUCUGCUGGGAGGAUCUGUCAUGGAUGGAGUGAUGGGAGUUAAUUUAUGUAGCCUUGUGAAGGGUUGGAACAGUAUCUCCUCAGUUCCUGUGUCAGAAUGGCUGUGACUUUGAGAUCUCAGCCUGUACUGGAGCGUCCUGUUUGAUCAAAAUGCCCUGAAGACCAAGUGCACCAGCCAUCCGUCAAUGUGGAAGCUUGCCCUUUUGUUUUUCAGAAUGCUUAGAACUCUUAGAACAUUUUAAAGUAAAAUUUAAACAUUUUACUUAAGCUUUGCAAUGCAGUCAACAAAUACAUACAAAACAUUAUUUUCAUGGGAAUAUGCAAUUAACCAUUAAACUGUUUUGAAUGUAAA
This is a messenger RNA of Labeo rohita (rohu), 742 nucleotides long. Its product is annotated as metalloproteinase inhibitor 3-like. The record is from RefSeq and is a predicted model, not a curated record. The transcript has 5 exons. The coding region runs from base 96 to 497 and encodes 133 amino acids. Gene Ontology annotation, cellular component: extracellular matrix. Gene Ontology annotation, molecular function: protease binding; metalloendopeptidase inhibitor activity. Gene Ontology annotation, biological process: negative regulation of endopeptidase activity; negative regulation of membrane protein ectodomain proteolysis. Lineage: Eukaryota; Metazoa; Chordata; Actinopteri; Cypriniformes; Cyprinidae.